Molecule: messenger RNA, 1640 nt
Organism: Phlebotomus argentipes
Lineage: Eukaryota; Metazoa; Arthropoda; Insecta; Diptera; Psychodidae
Gene: arg
Product: arginase-2, mitochondrial
Exons: 3
Coding region: 604-1590 (328 amino acids)
Cellular component (GO): nucleus; cytoplasm; cytosol
Molecular function (GO): manganese ion binding; arginase activity
Source: RefSeq, a predicted model, not a curated record
UGAUUUCCCUCAGUCUUUCGCGCGCUUCCGUUCGAAAUGGUGCUCUUGGCUGUAUUCCUCUGCUCUGCUCCCAUUCUCGCCCUCGUCAUCCUCUUCCUCUUGAUACGUCGGGCACACUAUCAGCGCCUCCGGCAUCCGGAGAAAGUCUCCCCGCGACUUCUCUUCAGCCCCAUUCACUCCUCCGCCGAUCACAACACGAGGAUUUGGAUUGUUGAGCAAGAGUAGGGCUUAUCUGGCCAGUUCAAGAGUCCCUCCUUUCUGACGACAAGGAGUGGCCAAAAUGCUCAUUAGCAUAGAAGAUAAUCCCAAAGAUUCCAGGAAUAUUCCAUGCUGUCUUGGAAAACAACCGGCGUGGGGCGUUUUGCGGCAAAAAAGACCUCCGAGAGUGAUAAGGAUAGAAGUGUUUUGGUGCUUCGGAUGAGUUCUCACACGGGUUUUUUGGGACAACUCUGAGGAGUUGAUCGUCAGUUAUCUUGAGAUUGUUGUGGACGAAAGCCAUACUUUUUCUCCAAGAGAGAGACAACAUUGCCAGACAGUGGAAAAUUUUUCAAGGUGCCCACAUUCAUUUUCUCGAAUAUAUCCCGUGGUUUCGUGACACCCAGAAUGUUCCAGACACUCAGGCGUGCUAUUCACCAGAUCCAGAGGCAGCCACAUGCCGAUGUGCGUAGGAAAUUGCAGAAGAUCGGCAUCGUUGGUGUGCCCUUUUCGCGUGGACAGAAGAAGUUCGGGGUCGAGUGUGGUCCCAAAGCCAUCCGAGAUGCAGGUCUGGCCCAGGAAAUCGCUGACAUUUCAGAUGACAUCAGCUUGAAGGACUUCGGAGACAUCACCUAUGAGCCUAAGACAACCAAAAUCAAGCCUAGGAACAUGCUAGGCUAUGACGACGUUGUGGCCUGCAACCAGCGCCUGUCUGAGAAGGUCUUUGAGAUCCUUUCCGACGACCACUUGUGCAUCACUUUGGGUGGAGAUCAUGCCAUCGGGAUAGGCUCUGUAGAUGGUCAUGUGCGCCAGCGAAAGGACAUCGCGAUCGUCUGGGUGGACGCUCAUGCUGAUCUCAACACCAACACUUCCUCGCUCUCAGGAAACAUCCACGGAAUGCCUCUGGCGCUGCUGGCCGAGGAGUUCGCCGGCAUGUGGCCGUAUCUGCCCAACAUGGACUGGCAGGUGCCGCGCGUGUCCACGAAGAAUAUCGCCUACAUCGGCCUGAGAUCAGUGGAUGAUUUCGAGAAGGACAUGAUCGCACGGUACAACAUCACAGCGUUCGGAAUGAGAGAUGUGGACAAGUAUGGCAUUCACGAUGUCAUCAACAGAUCCUUGGAGGCCAUAGAUCCCGAUGGAAGUCGAUCUAUUCACCUCAGCUUCGACAUUGACGCCCUGAAUCCUUUGGAGGCUCCUAGCACCGGAACAUCCGUCCCGGGCGGCCUAGCUCUCCGCGAAGGCAUCCACAUCGUCGAGGAGGUGCACAAAACCAAACGACUGAACGUGAUGGAUCUCGUGGAAGUGAACCCAAGGAUAGGAAACGAGGAUCAAGUGAAAGACACCGUAAAUGCCGCAAUCGAGAUCAUAAAAGCAGCCUGUGGUAAUUAUAGAUAGACUUCAUAGACACUUCCUGUAGCACUUAUACUCAAUAAAGACGAUCCUCA